AUGAUGCGUGAUUCAGUUGAAGAGCAAUGUCUUCAAUAUUAUUAUUACUUUACUGUUUAUGAGAAACUGGUUUUUGGCCAACAAGUUUCAGUUUUGAUUAAAUCUGAUAAUGAAACCGAAGAUGAAAUUGAAAUCGAUCGACUUUCAGAUAUUGACAUGAUAGAAAAUCGUUGGCAUUCUCGAAAAGUAACAUUCAAUUCGACAUCGACUAAUUCCACUUUGAUCUUUCGUUUUGAAGUGACAGCAACUAAUCGAACUGAAGAUCCUACUUUAAAUAAAACAAUCUUCUUUGCAUUAGACAAUGUCAAUAUAUAUAACCGGAACUGUCAACAUGUAUUUGAGCCGUCUGUUAAUCAGACAGCUCCAUUUACAACCGUAUCACAGUCUUCAACAACAACAGAAAGACACUCGACGGAAGAAAUCACCCAAUCACCUUCACCAGCCAAAGAAAACAGAUUGGGUCUAAUUCUUGCUCUAUCACUCGGUGUCAGUGUUCCCGUUUUCAUAAUGAUUAUCUUGGGCAUGGUGAUAUACUCCACAGGUACAAAACCAGAAAUUGCAAACAAAGAUCUGGAGUUCAUACCUCUGGAAGAAGCAUUUGAAGCACGAGAUAGUGAUUCUUCCAUUGAAUAUAUUUCUGAAUCUUUUGAUCAAUGGUGA
This is a messenger RNA of Rotaria socialis, 660 nucleotides long. The record is from the annotation of a GenBank genome assembly. NCBI's taxonomy places the organism in Eukaryota, Metazoa, Rotifera, Eurotatoria, Philodinida, Philodinidae.